CAAACUCAUCAUCAUAAGCAACAAUGGUGGUGUCACUCUUCUCUUCAAGAAAUGUUUUCUUUACGAUAAGCUUAUGCUUAUUUGCAGCAUUGUACCGGCCGGUUUUGAGUAGACCGGCUAAGUUUGAAGAUGACUUUAGGAUCGCAUGGUCCGAUACUCAUAUCACUCAAAUUGAUGGUGGAAGAGCCAUUCAGCUUAAAUUGGACCCUAGCUCAGGAUGUGGAUUUGCUUCGAAGAAGCAAUACUUGUUCGGCCGCGUGAGCAUGAAAAUCAAAUUGAUUCCCGGUGAUUCGGCCGGAACUGUCGCUGCCUUCUACAUGAAUUCAGAUACCAAUUCUGUACGAGACGAGCUUGAUUUCGAGUUCCUAGGAAAUCGAAGUGGACAACCUUACACAGUACAAACCAAUGUGUUUGCUCAUGGUAAAGGCGACAGAGAGCAAAGAGUUAACCUUUGGUUCGACCCUUCUCGUGAUUUCCACGAAUACGCCAUCUCAUGGAACCAUCUCCGUAUCGUGUUCUACGUAGACAAUGUGCCCAUUAGGGUUUACAAGAACAAUGAGGCAAGGAAAGUACCGUACCCAAGAUUUCAACCAAUGGGUAUAUAUUCCACGUUAUGGGAAGCCGAUGAUUGGGCGACACGUGGAGGAAUAGAGAAAAUCAAUUGGUCGGGAGCGCCAUUUUAUGCUUACUACAAAGAUUUUGAUAUAGAAGGAUGUCCGGUUCCGGGACCGACGUAUUGUCCUAAUAAUCCGAAGAAUUGGUGGGAAGGAAGUGCGUACCACCAGUUGAGUCCGGUGGAAGCUCGAAGUUAUAGAUGGGUCCGAGUGAACCAUAUGGUCUACGAUUAUUGUACCGACAAAUCUCGUUUUCCUGUUCCACCUCCAGAAUGCUCGGCUGGAAUAUGAUCCAACAUUAUUGUCUUAAAAGUGCCAAGUGGUUCCGUAAGAAAUGUUGCAAUGUAUGUGAAGUGAUUAAUGAGUCUUGUGGUAUGUGGUGAACUAAUUGAUCUGAUUGUGGUCAAAUGUUCAUAUGUCUUUGAGUAUUACUUUGUUUUCAUUGUGUCUUAUGUUUUAUUGAUCUUUUCAUUGUGUCUUAUGUUUUAUUGAUCUAUUGAAUAGAGAACCAUGUUUGUU
Arabidopsis arenosa is the source of this 1133-nucleotide messenger RNA. The record is from the annotation of a GenBank genome assembly. Lineage: Eukaryota; Viridiplantae; Streptophyta; Magnoliopsida; Brassicales; Brassicaceae.